This is a messenger RNA of Petromyzon marinus (sea lamprey), 2697 nucleotides long. The record is from RefSeq and is a predicted model, not a curated record. Lineage: Eukaryota; Metazoa; Chordata; Hyperoartia; Petromyzontiformes; Petromyzontidae.
UAGCCCCACCCCCCGCUAGCCCCACCCCCCGCUAACAAUGGCGGACCCGGCGACUGGCUGGGCUCGCGGCCCGCCACCUGCAGGGCUGCUGCUCGACAUCAACGGAGUCCUCUACGACGGCGGCGGCGCGGGAGGAGGCGUGGCCAUCGCCGGCUCCGUGGACGCCGUCUCCAGGAUUAAGCAGUCGGGUUUGAAGCUGCGCUUCUGCACCAACGAGACGCAGGUGACGCGGGAGGGGCUGGCGCUCAAGCUGCAACGCCUGGGCUACGCCGUGGACGCCGGCGAGAUCGUGGCGCCCGCUCCCGCCGCCCGCCAGUUGCUCCAGCAGAGGGGCCUGCGCCCGCACCUGCUGCUGCAUCGUGCACACACGGCCUGCAUUCUGUACGUGAAAAGGCAGUCUCUUAACGAUGUGUUGCCGGAGUUUGACGGCCUGGACGUGAGCGACCCCAACUGUGUGGUGCUGGGCGAUGCGGCCGAGUUCUUCACGUACGACAGCCUCAACGAGGCGUUCCGCGUCCUCUUAGGCCUCGAAACGCCCGUGCUCCUCUCCCUGGGCAGGGGGAGAUACUACAAGGAGACCGAUGGGCUCAAGUUGGAUGUUGGGGCUUACAUGAAAGCAUUAGAGUACGCGUGUGAUGUAGAGGCGGAGGUGGUUGGAAAGCCCUCAAAAUCCUUCUUCAUGGCAGCUGUGAAUGACAUGGGACUCACUCCCAGCCAGGUGCUGAUGAUUGGCGAUGACAUUGUGAAUGAUGUCGGAGGCGCUCAGCUGUGUGGCAUCUCCGCACUGCAGGUCCGCACGGGAAAGUUCAUGCCUUCGGAUGAGCAUCAUCCCAGCGUGAAGGCCGAUGGCGUGGUGGAUAACCUGGCGAACGCUGUGGACCUACUGCUGAGCGAAUGGAAGAAGCUAUGAAGCUGACAUGAGGAUAAUAAAUAUGAGGACAUAGAGAGAACAUGCACAGUAGAAAAUAAAAUAAUAGGAGUGCGGCAAGCUACGAUUAAGCGGGUGUACUGGGUUCACACGAAAUUAUUCACGAGCCGUGUUUGUGUCGCCGUGCCGCGUCGCUUGCACGCCGUAACGUGGUGCUGCCCAACGAAACGUAGCUUUGAGUAUUGGUGAAAAUUUUACAAUCGCCACGGGCUCACCUCAAUCCUCACCAUCGGUGGUGAUGAGGUGAGCACUGCCACGGCCAGAUAGGAAGACAACCACUAGGCCAGGUACCCACGGGGUGAGGGGAGGCAAGAGCGAUUGGGUUUACUGCCCCUCUACUCGCGUAGAGGAAGUGAUGGGGAACGUGGUAUAUUUAGGCGUAGUGCGGUAUUGCUGUUAUUGCGACACCACUCCACGAGCACACCUUCCCUACUCGGCCCAUGAGAAGCCACGGUCAGUCAGGCGGGAUGUCCGUGGAUCAAGGGAAAAGUGGUCUGUGUUGGGUCGUGCUCGUCGUUGUGGUUUGGGAACUGGCUGAGCGUUACCAGCACGACACUUGGCCAUGUGGCCAGAGUUUAGUAUGACAAGGACGACUGUUUUGUGUUGGUCUGCCUCCGCACCUCCGAUUAGCAUGGCUGGCUGUUUGAUGCGAAAGAAGUUCAGCAUACAGGGACUCCUCCAUUUACCAAGGAGUUAGGUUCCAGAGAUAUGUUCGUAUGUAAAACCUUACUCUUGUCGAUUCCAAACAUGUUGUAUGGCAUGUACACUAAACUCUGAGGAAUGGCUUUAAAAGUUGUAUAAUCUUCUGUAGAUGUAGAUGCCACUGGUUCUUCACGUUCUGCAGAUGUAGAUGCCACCACCACCAUCUAUUGCGCGGUGGUUGAACUUACAUCUCUCGGCCCUAACAGCCAAUUGGACAUACGGACAGGUUUGUUCAUAUCUCUGAAAGUUCGUAAGUCGAUUGUUUGUAAGUAGAGGAGUCCCUGUAUGCACAAAUCUACGUGAAGUGUUCUCUCAUUUGUCUGGAACUUAAUUUUAUUCUCAUAUAAGGAAUUAUCCUAUAGUUCGGACUUUCCUGUAAAAAAUGUGGUCUUGAUAGCUACAUUAGGUUUUUCCGGGGUUAAUUUAAAUGGGUAAGAAUUACAUUAAUUCUGGCUGUGUCGUGUGGGGAGGUGUUCAUUCAGCUGUGGAUUGAAAACGGUGAAUUAUAGUAAUUACCGGAUGUAGGAUGCCUAAAAGUGAAUAUUGAAUCUCACAUCUUGCCUUUUUUUCCUUUUAAAUCAACGCACGUGUCGAAUACAUCUGAUGAAGAAGGAAUGUGUAUCAUACUUGAGUUCAUAUGUAGAAUUAACAUUGAAAAGUGCACGGUUAUAAAUACUAUAUGUAACUAUUUCGAUGUAAAGCUUUCGUGACUGCAGGGAUUCAUCAUCUUGGUUCUUUCGGUAAAGUCACCACGUAGAAUGGAAAUAAAAUAAUACAAAUAAAACAUAAAAUAAAAAUAAAAUACAAAUAUUUCCAUUCUACGUGACGUUACCGAAAGAACCAAUAAGAUAUAUGUAACCAAUGUAAGCAUUUUUGACGCUUGCACUGAAUGCUUGGUUUGGAUAACAUUACGUGAAAGAUGUUUUAACCUAAAUGAAUUGUGCGAAUGCCAUUGGCAGGGACAUUGAUUUAAUUGCUCGCUCUUAAGUGCAGUUCUAUUUACUGUGAUGAAUUACAUGCACUAACUUGGUUAAAUAAAAAUGCCGGUAUCUCCGGUAUCCAAGAUG